This is a messenger RNA of Eruca vesicaria subsp. sativa (arugula), 183 nucleotides long. NCBI's taxonomy places the organism in Eukaryota, Viridiplantae, Streptophyta, Magnoliopsida, Brassicales, Brassicaceae. The record is from the annotation of a GenBank genome assembly.
AUGACUUGCAUUGCUUCUGCGUUUAAGGCUUUGUGUUUGUCUCUCUUGUUCGUCGCUGCCGUUGCAAGUCGUCCGACCAAUACGCCAAAGGUUUUUAACGUCCAACGGUAUGGUGCCAAAGCUGGCGGAAAAACUGAUAACGCCAAGAUUUACUUGACUUCACAACUUGUGAAUCAACACUGA